AUGGCUAAUAAUCGUCAGCGAGAGGAGUUGGCUCACGGGGCUUCCUUGAAGGACUUGACUGAUGACUUGGUACAACAGCUGUCCCAAUUCACAGAAAGUGAAAAGUUCGGCUCGGAGCUCGAAGACCUGGAGCAGAAGCUGUCGACAGCGCUCUCCAUGGUUCGCUCGUUCCGGAAUAUGGCGUCCCCCGUCCACCGUUUACCACCAGAAAUCUUGGCCAGUAUAUUCCAACGGCUGCAAGACCUCUCUACGCCAUCAUCGUACUUCCCUCAACUCAACGGCAGUGCCGACUUCGCUGCCAACACGUACCCGCUUGAACAGGUUGCCCUCGUGUGCCGAAGAUGGAGAGAGGCGGCGCUCGCAGUACCAGCCCUAUGGUCUACUAUAUUCCACGCAAACGAUGCUCUGAUACAUAGGUGCAUCUCCAGAUCGUCCGCGGCAUCGUUGAAUGUAUUCAUCCAGUGUCCUUGGCACGGGAUAGCUGUCGAGCAAUCACUAAGCCGAGACCUGCCCCUCAUGCAAGCCAUAAAACCCCACCUCGACCGAGUGCAGGAACUCCACCUUAUAGAAGUAUCAACUGCGUCCAUAAUGACUAGCGAUCUUUUGCAAUCCCCUGCGCCUAUGCUUGAAUCUCUCACUGUUUCAGUCGGAUUUCACGCCUUCUCCACGGUCCCAAAUGGGCCCGCACUCACAGCCCUCUUCAACGGCGAGACGCCGAAGUUGAGACAAGUAGCCUUCCAGGGCUUCACCUCUUGGUCGCCUAAUUUAUUCCAAAACCUCACCCACCUCACGCUCAGCCACCAGGACGCCACUCUACCUAUUCCGCUAUCGCAGUUUGUGUCCUAUCUAGCCGCUUGCCCUCUCCUUCGUGACCUAUCAAUCAUACGACCUGUAUUGACCUUUGGAGGCAACGCCGUUACUCCCAAGGUACCCCUUGACCAUCUGCAAACACUCAGCCUGGGUUCUUGGUCUGCUUCGCAACAUAUCUCCCUAUUCCUCAAAUCCAUCACCCUCCCUUCGUCCGUGAACAUAUUCAUCUGGGGAACUCGCCACAGCACAGACGACGCGAUCACCGACAUCUGCCCCUUCCCGCCGGCCUUCAUCUCCUCCCUCAACAUCACCCAACUUCGGAUUACCCACAACGCCGACCGGCAGCUAGGAUCCUUGGAGCUAGGCUGGGGGAACGAAGACAGCUUGUAUAACGUCUUCCUGACCCCCACUAAGCUCCAAAUUGACGGCCAAUUCCUUCCGGACAGCGUGCUUUUAGCUGCUCCCACGGCGUUUCCCCUCGCUACUGUGACAGAAUUAUGGAUCGGGUGCCAGUCGUACCCGGAACUCGAAAAAGAACAAUGGAAGACAUUCCUCUCGGAAUUUCCCCUUGUCAAAACGUUAGUCAUCUCUCGACGGUCGUCUCAGCCGAUAAUAUCAGCCCUCACCCUUGAGGGAGGCCCCGAUGAUGCGUCCGCGUCCGCGUCCCCGUCAACUGCAACUGCAAUGGCAACUGCUACUCAACUCCUCUGUCCUCACCUAGAAACACUUCGCCUCUACGCAGACACAUCGCGGUCUGUUCUUCGACUUGCCAUCCUAUCCGAGGAGCGAAUGCGCUUGAACCAUCCCAUUCUUACUUUACAAGUGAUUUCUUCCGCGACCCGACAUUCCUCCCGGCGUAACCGUUCCCCGGAGCUGAUAUCGGACCUGAUGUAUCUGAAGAAGUACAUCACAACGGUCGAGUGCAACCACAGGGAAUCCAGCAUGAACUGGGAAUUGAUAGAAGAGUGGCCGCCAAAAGUGUUUGAUUGGGUACAGGCUGAAAGACGGUGA
Messenger RNA from Pleurotus ostreatus (oyster mushroom), 1821 nucleotides. RefSeq lists its product as uncharacterized. Lineage: Eukaryota; Fungi; Basidiomycota; Agaricomycetes; Agaricales; Pleurotaceae. The coding region runs from base 1 to 1821 and encodes 606 amino acids. The record is from RefSeq and is a predicted model, not a curated record. Gene Ontology annotation, molecular function: protein binding. The transcript has 3 exons.